GACCUGGAGCGGGGAGGGGCGGCGCGUCCUUGGCCCAGGCCCGGGUCCGCCCUGCGGCGCGGGGUGCGGCGGGCGGAAGCUCGGCCGGCGGGAGGCUCAGAGGGCGAACGGGCGGGCACCGCGGGGCCGGAGCCGCCGAGCGCCGGUUCCGCCCCUGCGCGGCCUGGCGCUUCCGCGGUCCUGGUCCCGGGCUUCUGAACGUUGCCCCGGGACGCCGAGGGCAGCCCGGCCCUCUGAGCUCUUGACACCCAGCCACGCGCCCAUUGGCGUGCGCGGCUCCGGGCCUCGAGGCCCGCCCGCCCCGGCCUACUUCCUGGGACCCUGAAGGAAGCCGAGCCCGGGUUCCAUGUGGAGGCCGCGUCACCGAGGAGGUCCGCAAGGGAGGGACCCGUGGCCGGGUGAGCGGGGUCCUCGGCUGACAAGGGAAGGAAUGUCCUCACCGCCCGAGACAGAGGGCUACCUAGGAGCUGGUAACUGUGACUUUUGAAGAUGUGGCCGUGUACUUCUCUUGGAGGGAAUGGAAUCUCCUUGAUGAAACUCAGAAACAUCUGUACCAUGAUGUGAUCCUAGAGAAUUUGGCACUUGUAACCUGCCUGGGUUGUUGGUGUGAACGAGAGGAUGAGGAGACAACUUCUCAGCAGAGUGUUUCUGCACAGAGUGUCACAGAUUAGGUCUCUCAAGACCCAUGCUGCCCAGAAGACCCCUUCCUGUGAGAUAUGUGGCCCAGUCUUGAGAGAUAUUUUUUUACUUGGUUGAGCGGCACCAUGAACAGAAACCAUAUGUGGGUGAGUCAUGUGGGCAAUGAUUACAGUUCACAGCAUAUCUUCAUCAGCACCAAAAGUAGCACAUUGAGGAGAAACCCUUCAGAAGCAGUGUGAGUGGAGACUCACUUCUGAACAACUGCAGAUUCCUGGUGUCCAAGAAACUAUUUACCUGCAGAGAAGUUGGGAAGUACUUGCUGGUGAGCUCAGGAUUUCUCCAGCAACAGGCCACUCAAACUGAAGAGAAGUCCAACAGAACUGAGUACACAAUGGCUUUUCACAGUGUAAAAAGUUAUUACAGCUGGGAAAAAUACAUGAGAACUUCAAACUACAAACAAGAACUUGUUAAGCACCAGAGUGUCCUCAAUAGGGAAAGAUGUUACCUAUGUGGUGAAUGUGGGAAAUCCUUCAGUACCAACUGUAACCUCAGUUAUCAUUCAAGAUUUCACACCUUAGAAAAGCCAUUCGAAUGUGUGGAAUGUGGGAAAUCCUACCAGCAAAGCUCUAACCUGAUCACACACCGAAGAGUUCACACUGGAGUAAGACCUCAUCAAUGUAGUGAAUGUGGAAAACUAUUUAUUAGGAAGUAUAACCUCUUUAUACACCAAAGGGUUCACAUUGGUGAAAGGCUGUAUGAGUGUAGUGAAUGUGGGAAAGCCUUUAGCCAUAGCUCUAGCCUUGUUACACAUCUGAGAAUUCACACUGGAAAAAGGCCUUAUGAGUGCAGUGAUUAUGGAAAAUCUUUUAGCCAUAGUUCUAGCCUCAUUACACACAAGAGAGUUCACACUGGAACAAGGCCUUAUGAGUGCCAGGAAUGUGGGAAGUCAUUUACUUAUAGCUCCAUACUCCUUCAACACCAGAGAGUACAUACUGGAGAAAGGCCUUAUGAGUGCAGUGAAUGUGGGAAAGCCUUUAGCCAGAGAUCUAGCCUUAUGAGACACCAGAGAAGUCACACAGGAGAAAGGCCUUAUGAGUGCACUGAGUGUAGGAAAGCCUUCAGCCAUCACUCUAACCUCAUUAAACACCAAAGAAUUCACACUGGAGAAAAGCCUUUUGAGUGCAGUGAAUGUGGAAAAUCCUUUGACCAGAGCUCCAACCUGAAGGAACACCUGAGUUCACAGGGAAUGACCUUAUGAAUGCAGUGAAUGUGGAAAGUCCUUUACCUUGAGCUCCAGUCUCCUAAAACACCAGAAUGUUCACAAGGGUUAGAGGCCUUUUGGUCAUACAAGUAGGGCUGUUACAGACUGAAUUGUAUCCCUGCAAAGUGUUCAAUGCCUUAUCUCCAUGUGGAUGUUUAUAGAAAGGGCCUUUAAGAUGGUAAUUAAGGUUAAAUGAAGUCAUAAGGAUAGGACCCCAAUCCAGUAUGAGUGGUGUUCUUUGAAGAAGAGUAAGCAAUACCAGGGAACUCUCUGCAAGAUGUCCACAAGUCAGGGAACCCAGCCCUGUCAGGGUCCUGACUGGAAUUUCACCACCCUGGAUUGUGAUCAGUCUUUUUCAAGCUGCCCAAUCUGAGGCUUUGCUAUGGCAGACUAAACUAAUGGAUAUUUUGGUUUAUGAGUGACUAGGAAUUCACAGCUGCAUUUGGGGUGCCCAGAAAGAGGAGAGAGGAACAUUUUCCCAGUUGGAGCUAUGAGUUGGUUAUCCAUUUUGUGUGGAAGAAUAAGUAUCCCAAGAUGACCAUAUCCAUACCAAUUUCAUGUUAGUCAAAUUUCUAACAUAUGGUGGGCUCAGCUAAGUUCUUUCUUCUUAGAACUGUGUUCCUUACUUCCUAUUCAUGAAGACUCAUGUACUUAGGGUUCUUAGCUACCUUUCUGGGUAUUUGUGUCAUUCUCACUAUGUAACCCUAUUAAUCUACAUUAGUCACAACUCACCUCACUCCACAACUUCUCAUGUAGUUUCCAGACCUCUUGUAGACAGUCACUGCACUUAAGAGGUGACAUAAUGACUUCCCAGCAAGGUGAGAUAAUUGAGUCCAAACUCUAUGUUCAUCUGCCCACAUUCCACACUUGAAAAUCUAACAUCUCAGCUGAUAUCCUUGCAGCAAAUGCCAGUUCA
This is a messenger RNA of Sciurus carolinensis (gray squirrel), 2816 nucleotides long. RefSeq names its product zinc finger protein 256-like. Gene Ontology annotation, biological process: regulation of transcription by RNA polymerase II. Lineage: Eukaryota; Metazoa; Chordata; Mammalia; Rodentia; Sciuridae. Gene Ontology annotation, molecular function: DNA-binding transcription factor activity, RNA polymerase II-specific; RNA polymerase II cis-regulatory region sequence-specific DNA binding. The record is from RefSeq and is a predicted model, not a curated record. Gene Ontology annotation, cellular component: nucleus.